GCUAAAUUCUGCCGGUAAUUUAAUGCUUGUGGCAUGUGUGUCGAAAUGCUGUGGUAAUAAGGCCUAGGGCUAAAUUAAUUUAUUACUUUUUACAUUUUUAGAAAUUAUCUUUUGUUCAGUAAUAAACAGAUUAUCUGACUUUUUCACCAUUUGAUUAUCAAAAGUAAGAAACAUUAACAGAGUUGAAUGAAAGAAAGUUUAAAAUUACCCAAGAAUAAGUUGAAUUGUAUAUACCUACUUCUCUAACUGGGCAUCAACUUGAACUACGAAGAAGAAAAUUAAGAAGAUACUGUCAGUUUUGUAGUUGUGUUAGCAUUAAACGUUGAGAUGCAGGACCCGAAUGCAGAUACUGAGUGGAAUGACAUUCUAAGGUCAAAAGGAAUCCUUCCUCCUAAAGAAGAUACGAGUAAAGAAAUUACAGAAGAUCAAAUAAUUGAUAUUGUGGAAAAUACAGUCGAACAAAAAUUAAAUGUUGUCAAAUGUUAUGAGGACAUGACUCUGGAUGAAAUUGAAGCUCUCGAAGAUGAGGAAGAUGAACGAGUCCUGCUUGAAUACAGAAAAAAGAGGAUAGCAGAAAUGAAAGAGGCUGCUCUGAAGGCUAAAUUUGGAGACGUGCGAGAAAUAUCGGCUGAAGAUUACACGGAGCAGGUUAACAAAGCUGGAGAGGGAAUCUGGGUAGUGUUACAUCUCUACAAGUCUGGGAUCCCCUUAUGUACGUUAAUUAACCAGUUCUUAACACAUCUAGCUCAAAAGUUCCCGGCAACCAAGUUUUUACGCAGUAUUUCUACCACUUGUAUACCAAACUUUCCAGAUAAAAACUUGCCUGCUAUUUUUAUCUACCAUGAGGGGGAACUGAAGAAACAAUUUAUUGGUUCUGAUGAGUUUGGAGGAACUAAACUGAAGUUAGAAGAACUGGAGUGGAUAAUAAGCGAGACUGGAGCAAUAAAAACAGAUCUGGAAUCUGAUCCUCGGCCAAAGAAUGUUACAGAAGAUGUUAUGCUUUCUUCGCUGAGAAGCAAUGAAGAUGAUGACAAUGAUUGGUAGACGAAGUUAAUUCAUAAUAUUUAUUUACAUGGUGACAUUUGAAGAAUGAAUGCUAUAAUAAAAAAAUGCACAUUUCAAUUUUAUGUCUUAAAUAUCUUUGAAGUCCAAAUUGAGGUUUUUAAUAACAAAUUUUUUAUCGUAUGGUGUGUUAAGUCCUUGAUAUUGCUAACUAGGAGAUAUGUAGUGCCUUAAAAGUUCAUGACCUCUAAUAAAAACUGGUACUGAUUUUGUA
Messenger RNA from Limulus polyphemus (Atlantic horseshoe crab), 1276 nucleotides. RefSeq names its product phosducin-like protein 3 (gene viaf). Gene Ontology annotation, cellular component: cytoplasm. Bases 328 to 1044 code for a protein of 238 amino acids. Gene Ontology annotation, biological process: protein folding. The record is from RefSeq and is a predicted model, not a curated record. The transcript has 7 exons. Lineage: Eukaryota; Metazoa; Arthropoda; Merostomata; Xiphosura; Limulidae.